AUACCUUUCUCUACUCAUCUGACCACAAUCCAACCUCGAUCGAACCGAGCCCGCACAACGAACGCGAAAACCAGCUGAGCGCCCCUGCCAACCACAAACAAUAAAAAACUAUCAAAAACGAUCAGCUGGCGUAAAAGAUGUCCCAGAGGAACUUUCCUGAUACCAGACAACGGGAAGGCGGCCCCAAGUCCAACUACCAGAAGCCUUUCGCUACGGAUCUCGAUGACGAUGAAGAUGUAGAUACACAUGCCGAGGAGGACUUGACUCAUCCCUUGGACCUUGAUACAUCUCCCCCGUCAGAAGGACGAGGCUGGCUUGGGCAGCGUGCUGCGCGCGAUGCGAAUGCGGAGUUGGAGGAGGCUGGAUCCGAGGAAUACGUUACUCUCACUGGGGUAGAGGAUGAGGGGGAAAUGUUUGCGUCGUGAUUUUGUGGACAAGGGAGAUUGUGAAUGUUGUCUUAGGACUCUACUCAGCUCGAUUUGUCUAUUAAAUUGGAAUGUUCAAGCGAGAGCUUCAUGCUUACGGCC
Molecule: messenger RNA, 527 nt
Organism: Aspergillus calidoustus
Lineage: Eukaryota; Fungi; Ascomycota; Eurotiomycetes; Eurotiales; Aspergillaceae
Source: the annotation of a GenBank genome assembly